Messenger RNA from Calidris pugnax (ruff), 1374 nucleotides. RefSeq names its product protein farnesyltransferase subunit beta-like. Gene Ontology annotation, cellular component: protein farnesyltransferase complex. The transcript is spliced from 13 exons. Lineage: Eukaryota; Metazoa; Chordata; Aves; Charadriiformes; Scolopacidae. Gene Ontology annotation, biological process: protein farnesylation; positive regulation of DNA-templated transcription; multicellular organism development. The coding region runs from base 70 to 1374 and encodes 434 amino acids. The record is from RefSeq and is a predicted model, not a curated record. Gene Ontology annotation, molecular function: zinc ion binding; protein farnesyltransferase activity.
UCCGCCGCUAAGCCACGCCCCCUCCCCGAGGCGGAAGUCUCGCGAGAUCUGCGGCCCGGCGGCGGCGGGAUGUGCGGGGGCUGUGUGGGCACCGAGUACCCGGAGCGGGGCACCACCUGCCUGGAAGGCGGCUCCUUCCUCCUCAACUUCGUGGGGUGCGCGCAGUGCGGCCGCCGGGACUUCGUGCUGCUCAGCAACCGCGCCGCCGGCCUGCACGGCGGGGACGAGAUCGUCACCUACGACCGUGCGAGGGGGGACACCGGUGUGUGUGUGUGUGUGUCCCCGGUGUGUGUGUCCCCCCCACGGUGUGUGUCCCCCCCCCGGCAGACCAGGGUGGAGGACAUCGUGCAGGAGAUCUUCGACGCCUACAGGAGCAAGCAUCACGCCUCCCAGUUUGUCCUGCAGCGGGAGAAGCACUUCCAUUACCUGAAGAGGGGUUUGCGGCAGCUCUCCUCGGCCUACGAGUGCCUGGACGCCAGCCGGCCCUGGCUCUGCUACUGGAUCCUGCACAGCCUGGAGCUGCUGGACGAGCCCGUCCCCGACUCCGUCGCCUCCGAUGUCUGCCAGUUCCUGAGCCGCUGCCAGAGCCCCAAGGGUGGUUUUGGGGGGGGCCCCGGGCAGUACCCCCACCUCGCCCCCACCUACGCCGCCGUCAACACGCUCUGCAUCAUCGGCACCGAGGAAGCCUUCGGCAUCAUCGACAGGAAGAAGCUGCUGGAGUACCUGCACUCCCUGAAGCAGCCCGAUGGCUCCUUCCUCAUGCAUGAAGGUGGCGAGGUGGACGUCAGGAGCGCCUACUGCGCUGCCUCGGUGGCCUCCUUGACCAACCUCCUCUCGCCCACGCUCUUCGCCGGGACGGCCGAGUGGAUCGCCAGGUGCCAGAACUGGGAGGGUGGCAUCGGUGGGGUGCCGGGGAUGGAGGCCCACGGUGGUUACACCUUCUGCGGCAUGGCCGCCUUGGUCAUCCUGGGCAAGGAACAUCUGCUGAACCUCCGGAGCUUGCUGCGCUGGGUGACGGGCCGGCAGAUGCGCUUCGAGGGUGGCUUCCAGGGUCGCUGCAACAAGCUGGUGGACGGGUGCUACUCCUUCUGGCAAGCUGGGCUCCUGCCCCUGCUCCACCGUGCCCUCCAUGCCAGGGGUGACACAUCUCUCAGCAUGAGACGCUGGAUGUUUGACCAGCUGGCGCUGCAGGAAUACAUCCUCCUCUGCUGCCAGUGCCCAGCCGGGGGGCUGCUGGACAAGCCGGGCAAAUCCCGGGAUUUCUACCACACGUGCUACUGCCUGAGCGGGUUGGCCAUCGCCCAGCACUUCGGUAGCGGUGACCUCCACCAGGAGGUGGUCCUGGGGGUCCCCGAAAAUCGGCUGAGCUUCUAG